ACUAACUCACUGACAUUUGCCAUACAGUGUUCGAUUUGUAAAUCGACAUUUUCUCAGCUCACUCGGCCCGUUCGCCCGGCGUUGACUCUGUGUUCCUCUCUUCCCUGUCUUCCCUCUUCCAGUGUUCACUAGUCGCUAGUCACUUUCCGGCGUCAUACAUACCGCCGAGCCCCGUCACUCAGCCUGUUCAUGUCCCGACUGUUGUCAAUCGAGCUUCAUCAUGCCAGUCGAUCCUGCCGAAUCUCCGUGCUCUCUCACGAUCAUGUCUCUGCCACCAGAGACUAUGCUCAACAUCUUUGAUUACUUACACGUAGGCCACAAAGUGACUACAGACCGCACCACCAAGCAUUACACCUCCUUCGCACUCUUCCCUUUCAGCAUCGCUCUUGUCUGCAGCCACUGGCGGGACAUAAUCGCUCAGAAAUCAGAAUAUUGGAGUUCUGUGGUCAUCAUGCUGGACUUCUCGUUCGACUCGUCAGUCAUGAUGACCUGUCUGGAAGCGUUCACGCAGCUGGAGACUAUAAAACUGCACCUUGUCUCUUACGACGAAGUCGAAGUCGAACCUUCUGCCGAAAAUGCUCUUUUUGGCGCCUUCGUGCGGAUCCUUGCACCCUUCUUCCACAAAUGCAAGACUAUCUCCGUUGAUGUGCAGUAUCGCUCUACCAUCGUGGCAGCUGCUCGGAUCCUGGAUGGUCUCAUCGCCCCCGAUCUCGACGAUUUAUACCUAGUAUCCCGGGUCACUGAUUCCACUGAGGACAUCCCGUUCACAUCCCUGAACUGCCCUAAGCUGAAAUACGUCUCGAUGGAUGCCAAAUCUUUCGUAGGGUUUGCAAACGCGAACGCCCAACUUGAAACCAGAAUCGAGAGAAACCACGACUUUGGAAGAGUUCUUUCCGUCUUCCCCUACCACCCAGAAACCGAAUCGCCCAAGCUGACACGGUCCGCGCUGAUCUCCGCAAUCACCCACUUCAUCGACUCCUACGGGCCGCUGGAAUACCUCCUCAUCGAAGACGUCCGCUUCGACCAGCUGGACUUUGACGUGCCAGAAGCGAUCACCGCGGGCGGCAACUACGUGCACCUGUUCGAUCUCGACGCCCGCUUCCUCAGCGCCUUCUUCGCGAACUUCGACCCGCCAGAAGCCGAGGGCGACGAGGGCAUCCUGUCCCUCACGCGCUGCGAGCUCGACUUCCCGAUCGCGGUGCCGUUCAUGGCGACGCUCAUGCUGCGGGAUAUCGACGAUACACACACCGUGCUGCAUGCGCUCAAGUUCUGGGACGGGCUGAUUGUCGACGUAUCCAACUGCGCGGGGUUCACCGAUGGGGUGUUGGACGCGAUGGCGCGCGAGCGUCUGUGUGGCGAGGUUGUGUCGCUCACGGUGCGCGACUGUCCGGUUUCGGUGGCGGGCGUGCGCGGAUUUGUGGCGUCCAGGAGGCAGGAUGAGACUUUUCAGUGUCUCGAUGUCUCUGGGGCGCCACCGCUGAGUAGCGAGGACAAGGAGUGGUUCCGGGAGAGGGUUUUUGACGAGGUGUUGUGGAAUAAGGAAGAGAUCAGGUAAUGAGACGAUGUGGGGAGUUGUAUGCCAGACAAUUUACGACGAUCCUGAUUCUAUCACCUCGCACCCAUCGGAUAGCUUCCUCGAUUCUUUUUUGAAUAUAUAUUUGCUUUCUAUGUACUUGUAAGUGCACUGAUUGAUCGGAAAUUUACUGUAUGUUCAGA
This is a messenger RNA of Coniophora puteana RWD-64-598 SS2, 1716 nucleotides long. RefSeq lists its product as uncharacterized. The record is from RefSeq and is a predicted model, not a curated record. Gene Ontology annotation, molecular function: protein binding. The coding region runs from base 221 to 1555 and encodes 444 amino acids. NCBI's taxonomy places the organism in Eukaryota, Fungi, Basidiomycota, Agaricomycetes, Boletales, Coniophoraceae. The transcript is spliced from 3 exons.